This is a messenger RNA of Pelagomonas calceolata, 3206 nucleotides long. NCBI's taxonomy places the organism in Eukaryota, Pelagophyceae, Pelagomonadales, Pelagomonadaceae. The record is from the annotation of a GenBank genome assembly.
AUCCUAAGGAAGCUUCGGCUAGCGUCGGGUUUUGUUGUCAGGUUUUUGAGGGCCGUUUGUGCGAGUUCGCGGCGUCGUUGCUGUGGGCGAAACGCGUGACAAGAGCAGCCUGAUGAGCACAUAGGCCGUAGACCUAUACAAAGCUAAAGAAAAAUCAAUUGGCGACCAGCCCCGAGCCUCGCGGUUUCUACGUCGACAGUUUACGGAUUCAGAUGGUCAACCGGUCCUUUUGCGCUAAUUCUAGUUCUAGUAGUAUUAGCCAGGUUAGAUGAGUGUCAAAGACCAGGUGCAAGACUUGCUAAAUAACGCGCAGUACCAAAAUGCGCUUGCAUUCUGCAUGCUCACAGAUAGCCCCAAAGAAGACAUCCAACUGAUUGAAGAGCGGUGCGUACAUUCAACUCACAGAUAGCUCCAUGGGUAAUGUACGCUACCAUACUCGACUUAGGUGCGCUUACGCACUUUACUCGCAUGGGGAAUUAGAACGUGCGUUACAACACUGGUUAGAUGCAUUGACGGCGCCCGAAACGGUCGCUGAGUUUUAUGCCAUCAUUUGGCCAUCCGGUUUUAACAUCGAGCUGGAUUCGGAAAAGAAGGUUAUUCCAACGGGCUACAAGCUACGAAGUUAUCCAGAGAAAUGGUUUGGAUUUCUGUCUAAAUUGGUGCUUAGAGGAGUCACGCUAAAACGCACCGCCGCGGCCGUUGUCUCUUACUUUCAGACUAUGCGAAAUUGGUUACUGGCACAUAGUUUUGAUCCGAUAUCAAAUGAAUAUGGCGCAGUAAAGUGUUGCAGGCUUGUACUCGUUGAUACCAUGCUUGCUGCUGCGAGACUUCAGUGCGCCCCCCCCCGACUUCAAGAUACUAUUUCCCUGCUGCGAGAUCCAGCUCAGUCAUGUGACCUUGAGUCACUUGCGACUUUGAUGGCUGCAGGUGGUCCUACAUACGUAGAGCCGCUUCUCUGGCUGUACAGAAGCAAGCAUGCACAUAAACGUGCUCUGACACUAAUCAUGGACAUGUGCAACUGGCAAGAAAAUUCGAGGUGGAAUUGCACUCAAGGUUGGCGAUGGAAAGCAAGGUAUUUGCGUUGGCUGUGGUUCUCCAGAAAGCCAACAUUAGUGUCAAUGGUGCGAGAACAUGUUGCUUCAGUAUUUUAUCAAGCACCUGCGUUGGGCCUAGCCAUUUUUACCGGCGCUGACAUGUCUGGUAAAAAGGAUGACGUUGAUAGUGACCAACCACCCCAUACGAGUUCUCGAGGUGCUAACAUGCGUCAGACUUUUAGUUGAGUUUUUUUUUCAUGCAGGUAUGGCGACUCUUGGCAUAGCUGCCUGGAUGAAGAAACUAGAUUUGAAGGGUGGUUCAUUCAACGCAGCCAAGGAUGUUCAAUCGAGUCUUCACUAUGUUGGAUCGCCAUUGCAAUGCAGUAAAGGUUGCGCCGUGCCUGAACAAGUGGGGCAAUUUCCUCUGCACAGUGGAGCAUCAGUGGCUUGUGCAUAUCUAGAGCAUGUUAUAUACGCAGGCGAGGAACCUGCUAUAUUGCACAUGGAGCUUGCGACCACUCUUCUUGACCAAGUCAAACUUUUUGCUGCAGUUGAUCCCGUGAUGGUGCACCUGUAUCGAACACGACUGCGCAACUUUCUGCGAUAUUCAGACAAAUAUGAAUGCAAUUUUCUGCUCUCGCGCCUACCCGGGGGGUUCCUGCACGAAAAGGCGCUGAUAUUGUCGCAACUUGCUGCCCAUUCUGCCGUCUUGGAUGUUUACGCUCUUAAACUUUCAGAUGACAAUCUCGCAGAGAUAUACUCCAGUACUAUCUGGCUUGCUGCCAAAAAUAUGCCGCAGAUUGUGAAGUCAGACGAGGUGGAAAGCGCACUUGAUAUUUAUGUGAGGCUUGCUAGACGCUACGCGUCGCGUGCACAUACGGGCAAAUGCCUCCAACCCCUUGAGCAUGCAGUUGAUGUUAUUCGCCGUAAUUUUCGUCGCAUUCAUCCUCUUAAUGCAAUAGAAUGUUGCCCUGAAAACGUGAGUAUGACUCUCUGCUCAAACCUUGUCAAAGUAUGCUCGCGGCGCGCUGUUUUUUAUUUCAAAUAUUCACUCUUGCGCCCUAGGAUCUACUUCAUUUCACCGAGUCCGAAAGACGAGCGGCAAUUGUCAAACGUAAUCUCUUGCGUGUGCAAUAUGCGGAUCUUAAGCACGAGGGUACACAACGCCAAUUAAUACGGUACUACAAAUUGUUGUCAGUUCCGAGGCUUGAAGCUUUGGGGAAGAUCCUCAGGUCGCUUCAACCUGUAGUACUCGAGGAAUUUAGGGAAGGCAUUCAUUGCUGCCAUGUUGCUUGCGUUGGCUACCUCUUUGAGUCGCAUCUUGUACUUCAAUUCCAUGUUACAAAUAAACCCAAUGGUCAGCGUAUUAAGAGUGUCCACGUACAUGCCAAGUCCCUUGGGAAUGUGGAGGAUUAUAUUCAUGACGGAGAAGUUAUGUUGAAGUUGCUUACCUGUAAUUCUACUGGCCAUUGCUACGUACUCUUUCGGCGCCUCCCUACCCGUAAAACUGCCAAUUCGCUCGCAUGCAAGUUGCGCUUUUCUGUCACGACAGAUAUUGGAGACCUACGUGUUCCCACUGAGCAACUUCAGGAAAUUUCACUGAAGGACAUAGACGUUCAGUUUUCACCUCCGACAAACUACACGUGAAGGAAGUUGCCUAGAGCCACCUGACAGUACAUUUAUCGAAUGCUUUUAAAUCCGGCAUAGUACAAGCUGGGAGAACCCCCGCUGCCGUGCCGCUUGAACCCUCAGUGCUCAACCCCAAUUUUAAUCUAUUAUACUCCCACGCUCUACCGCUGCCACACUUCUACCCCCGCCUGCGCCCGCCUCAUACGGACGAAGGUCAUUGGUCACCUGGUUGCGUGCCCGUGUAGUCGAAGUCGUCGGGUUUGGAGUAGCGGCGACGUGCGGCGGCGCCCGGACGUCGUCAUCCGUUGAAAUUAAGAAAAAGGCACGGAGACGAGUAAGGCAGAUCCUGCACACACCCAAAGGUCCAGUCACCGGCCUUGGGCGGCGUCUGUCGCUUAUUAUCUGAAAAAUCCUCUGUUCACUUGAAUCACUUCCGAGUCCGAGCCCCUUUCAAGUUACAUGAUCAUGUACUAGCUCUCCUUAGCCAACUGAGAGUAGGCAGCGGGUACGCACGCUACGAGGGAGUUCCUAAUAUCAACAGCC